UCCAGGGCGGACUCGUGCUCUGUAGAUGAUCCGAACUCGGACGCGCCCUCCGAUUUUCACAGCGAUGGCCUCUCGCCGUUUGGCAAAGCGGUUGUCCGGGAGCUGAAUCGGCUCGGUAUGCUCGUGGAUCUCUCUCACGUUUCGGUGAGGACGAUGAGGGACGCCCUCGCCGUGACAAAGGCGCCCGUUAUAUUCUCGCACAGCGCUGCCAAGGCUCUCUGCAACUCCUCGAGCAAUGUCCCAGAUGAUGUGCUGCGGAAUUUGUCCCUCAACGGCGGUCUGGUUAUGGUCAGUUUCGACAGCGCGCACUUGAGCUGCAGCGAUAAGGCCUCCAUGUACGAUAUCAUAGCUCACAUCAAUCAUAUCAGACGAACAGCUGGUGUGAACCACGUGGGCCUCGGUGCGGGCUACGACGGUAUAUUGAGGUAGCUGAAGAUGCGUCAGCAUUGCCAUAUCUUUAUUAUGCACUGGUACCGUUAAUGCACGUUUGCGGAAAUUACGCAACGCGAUUACUUUCCAAUAACUUUCCGAGCAACUGCUGACAGCCCGUUUCAAUAUUCAUUAAUUUUUAUUUGCCAU
Messenger RNA from Temnothorax curvispinosus, 579 nucleotides. RefSeq names its product dipeptidase 1-like. Gene Ontology annotation, biological process: proteolysis. The record is from RefSeq and is a predicted model, not a curated record. The annotation marks the transcript as partial. Gene Ontology annotation, molecular function: metallodipeptidase activity. Lineage: Eukaryota; Metazoa; Arthropoda; Insecta; Hymenoptera; Formicidae. The transcript has 3 exons.